Drosophila guanche is the source of this 2229-nucleotide messenger RNA. RefSeq names its product solute carrier family 22 member 13. Gene Ontology annotation, molecular function: transmembrane transporter activity. The transcript has 5 exons. Bases 339 to 2099 code for a protein of 586 amino acids. Gene Ontology annotation, biological process: transmembrane transport. The record is from RefSeq and is a predicted model, not a curated record. NCBI's taxonomy places the organism in Eukaryota, Metazoa, Arthropoda, Insecta, Diptera, Drosophilidae.
UGCCAUUUGAUUCUCAACCGAUUGAGACGCGUUCGCUCCCCAGGAGAAACACGGCGGCGCGACGUGCAAAUUGGAAAGCUGCCUUAUAGACCCCAACAUCUACCCGCACGCACACAAUAUUUAUUGUUCGCUUAAUUAAUUUAUAUUAAUUUGUAUGCAAUCAAAUAAUUCAACAGACAAAAGUGUAUCGUGAACGAAACAAUAUUCACUCUCAUAGAAGGAACCACGUUUGAAGUUUGUGGUGUUUCGCAAAUUGUUUUAGAUCGCUGAAAUCAAGAGUUUGCCAUAGUUCCCGUUGAUAAAGAAUGUCCCACUAGCGAGGAGGAGCCACUGCAGCAAUGGUUAAUCUACCGGCCAUACGAGCCGGACGUCCCAUUACGCCCAGUCCACAGUUGUCCCAGCGCCAAGGCUCGCACGCCCAUUCGAAUGAGAUUGAAAGUGAAUCUGGGAAGAGAAUGAGAGCAGUAACACCUCCAGCACCCACAGCAGCACCACCAGUCAGCGAUGUCAUUGGUGAUGUGGUGGGGGAUUUUGGCAUCUGGCAGCUGAGAACGAUCCUCAUCAUAUUUCUGUGCAAGAUUCCUGCCGCCUGGUUCAUGGCCUGCAUCAUAUUCACCGGUCCCGAGCUGUAUCCCGGCUCUGAGUUCACCUGUGACACCAGCUACCUGGAGGGCAACUACAGCAUCUCGGAUAAUCAGUGCUACGUGAUGGAUGAGGGCACGGGCAGUAAGACGGAAUGCGAGCAGUUCUCCUACGCGUCCAGCUUUGAUUCCCUGAUCAUGCAGUUCAAUCUGGUUUGCCUGCGAGACAUUUUUGUGGCAUGGACACAGUACUGGCAUCUGUUUGGUGUGCUCGUGGGCGGUGUCCUAGGCACAAAGAUGAUGCUGGGCAUUAGUCCAAGGAGCACUUACUGCGUGGGCGCUGUGGCACAGAUUGUGUGCGGCGUCGUUACGGGGUAUGCCCGAGACUUCACUCUGCACUGCGCCUUUCGAUGUCUUUCGGCUGUCUGCUGUGCCAUUAUGUUCACCGCUGGACAGGCUAUAUUUGCGGAUAUCACUGCUGGAAUGCAUCGCAUUGGUGCCAUCAUCUUGUACGACACCUUCUGGUCCGUGGGUGUGAUCCUGUUGCCUGGCCUCUCAUCAUUCUUCAACAGCUGGUCCCUGAUCUAUGUGGGCAUUACCUUCCCCACCAUCAUGCUGAUUGUUCUGCUCUACUGGACUCCUGAUUCACCCCGCUGGCUGCUAAAACAUGCCGUAGAUCGUUUCUCCAUCGACAAUGUGGAGCAGAUUGUCCGAGAGGGUGCCGCCAUCAACGAUCGCACCUUCAAAAUCCCACCCGACUUUCGGCAGCAGUUGGACCAACUCAGCGAGCGACUCAAGACCCAACCGCCUUCAGCUCCCUGGAAGGAGUUGUGGGUGGGAAAGCGGGCCAAGACCCACAUGAUUGCCGCUCAUCUGGCGUUGGCCUUCUUUGUGAUUAACUUUAUGGGCAUGCUGCUGAAUAUACGAUCCUUUGGCAGGGAUUAUCUCGUGCCGAAUACCAUUGCAAUGGGAUUCUCUGAGAUCAUUGGCUGCUUCUUGGCCCUUCAUUUCACGCUCAAGCACAACAAAUGGAAGUGGCAGUGUGCUGGAGUGUUCAAUAUACUUGCCGGCAUCCUAGGCUGUCUUGGCUGGAUCUUUACCAAUGCAGAUCAGAUGGAUGCUGAUCUCAAAGUCAGUUUAUGGAUGAUCAUUGCCACCAUUCCGAAGGCGGCUGUCUCCUGUGCCCAGUCCAUGAUCCUUGCCUGCAUGAAUGAACUGAUGCCGACCAAUAAGAAACAACUCUUUGUGUUCUCCGUCGUCACCUGGGCACGCGUGUGGCUCCUCUCGGCUCCAUUCUUCAAUGUACUCAAGAAAAUCGAUACGGCUAUGUCGCUCACCUCGUACUGUGUGUUUAGCAUUCUGGGUGGGAUCUGCACCAGUCUGCUACUCACGCCCAGGACAAGCGUGGCUCCAGUUGUGCCGCCACAGGCCUUGGAGCAGUGCGACAAGAAGGAACAGUCGCCCCUGAAUGCACCCUUGUGGACCAUCGAGUCGGAUGUGAACAAUACACGAUUGUAGCAUGGAAUUGGAGAUGAAAAAACUAUGUGUCGUAUUACUCAGUUAAUGAAACAAACAUUCUUCUGUGAUUAGGUUAAGUGAAUUGUUACUCUAGAUAUUUUUGAGUAAUUACAAACAUAAAACUCUUAAA